Molecule: messenger RNA, 2297 nt
Organism: Ictidomys tridecemlineatus (thirteen-lined ground squirrel)
Lineage: Eukaryota; Metazoa; Chordata; Mammalia; Rodentia; Sciuridae
Gene: Eno2
Product: enolase 2
Biological process (GO): glycolytic process
Cellular component (GO): phosphopyruvate hydratase complex
Molecular function (GO): magnesium ion binding; phosphopyruvate hydratase activity
Source: RefSeq, a predicted model, not a curated record
UGGGGAGCCGCAGCCGCCUCUGCUGCUGCCACUCCCGCUCUCUUUGCGCCUUCGCCACCGCCACUGCCAUCGCCACCAGCUGAGUCUGCAGCUCCGAGGAGAUCCCAGCCAUCAUGUCCAUAGAGAAGAUCUGGGCUCGGGAGAUCCUGGACUCCCGUGGGAAUCCCACUGUGGAAGUGGAUCUGCAUACUGCCAAAGGUCUUUUCCGGGCUGCAGUCCCCAGUGGAGCCUCCACUGGCAUCUAUGAGGCUCUGGAGUUGAGGGAUGGGGACAAACAGCGUUAUUUAGGCAAAGGUGUCCUGAAGGCAGUGGAUCACAUCAACACCACCAUUGCACCAGCUCUCAUCAGCUCAGGUCUCUCUGUGGUGGAGCAAGAGAAACUGGACAACCUGAUGCUGGAGUUGGAUGGGACUGAGAACAAAUCCAAGUUUGGGGCCAAUGCCAUCCUGGGUGUGUCCUUGGCCAUUUGUAAGGCAGGGGCAGCUGAGAGGGAAUUGCCCCUGUAUCGUCAUAUUGCUCAACUGGCUGGGAACUCAGACCUCAUCCUGCCUGUGCCGGCCUUCAAUGUGAUCAAUGGUGGCUCUCAUGCUGGAAACAAGCUGGCCAUGCAGGAGUUCAUGAUCCUCCCAGUGGGUGCUGAGAGCUUUCGGGAUGCCAUGCGCCUUGGGGCAGAAGUCUACCAUACCCUUAAGGGGGUCAUCAAGGACAAGUAUGGCAAGGAUGCCACAAAUGUGGGUGAUGAAGGUGGUUUUGCCCCCAAUAUCCUGGAAAACAGUGAAGCCUUGGAGCUGGUGAAGGAAGCCAUCGACAAGGCUGGCUACACAGAAAAGAUUGUCAUUGGCAUGGAUGUUGCUGCCUCAGAGUUUUAUAGAGAUGGCAAAUAUGACUUGGACUUCAAGUCUCCAGCUGAUCCUUCCAGAUACAUCACUGGGGACCAGCUGGGGGCACUCUACCAAGACUUUGUCAGGGACUAUCCUGUGGUCUCCAUUGAGGAUCCAUUUGACCAGGAUGAUUGGGCAGCCUGGUCCAAGUUCACAGCCAAUGUAGGGAUCCAGAUUGUGGGUGAUGACCUGACAGUGACCAACCCAAAGCGUAUUGAGCGGGCGGUAGAAGAAAAGGCUUGCAACUGUCUGCUGCUGAAGGUCAACCAGAUCGGCUCAGUCACUGAAGCCAUCCAAGCGUGCAAGCUGGCCCAGGAGAAUGGCUGGGGGGUCAUGGUGAGUCAUCGCUCAGGAGAGACUGAGGACACAUUCAUUGCUGACCUGGUGGUGGGGCUGUGCACAGGCCAGAUCAAGACUGGUGCCCCAUGCCGAUCUGAGCGUCUGGCUAAGUACAACCAGCUCAUGAGAAUUGAAGAAGAGCUGGGGGACGAAGCUCGCUUCGCUGGACACAAUUUCCGCAAUCCCAGUGUGCUGUGAUCCCUUUACUUGCCUGGAGACUUGGACCCUCUGUCCCAUCCUCCUGGAACCUCCUUCUUGCUAUCCUGACCUGUGAUAGUUCACCCUGAUACCCUGAGCCCCAGGGCACUCAGAAGUCCCCUGAUUAGCCUGCUCCAGAUGCCCGUCAGCUUCCCUGCUCCUUUGCUGUUUCUGUUCUCCCUCCUAUGGGCUCCAUUCUUUGGAGUACUAUACUUUCCACUCUUCAUUUCUAUUAUUUUCCCUCAUAAACUGGAAAUGAGAAUGAGGACUUUAAGGGGGUCCAUGAAAGAAUGAUUAGUGUCUGUGACAGGAACUUCAGGGUUGGUGUGUUGAGGUGUUUAGAGGGGGGCCAUGUGUCACUUAUGCUUUGCUCUGUUCUGUGUUUUUUCCAUGUUGCAUAUGAGCCAUGAACUGGGCAUAGUGCUGAGCAGUAGGGAGUGCUGAGUGUGUGGCUGUACCCAGCCAAAGCUUAGUGUAUUUGUUUAUUUGUUUAUUUAUUUUUAAUUCACCUAUUAAUAAUUUCCUUGAAACUCUCAGGCCUAAAUCUGGCCUGACUUCACAGAACUAUGCACCUGUAUUUCAUGUGGCUAUAGAUAUGAUAAUGAUCUGGGGUGGGAGGUCAUGCUAGAAUGGGAAGGUAACAGAAAAGGGCCUUAAUAUCAGUUAUGUUGUGUUUACUGACUGAAGCCUGGGUUGGUCCAGAGUGGGGCUUUGUGCCUGGGGGGACUCUUCCCCUAAAAAUCUCUCUCCAGCCCUGCGUUCCCUGUUCUUCCUCCAGCUGCACCAGAGUGCCGUCUCACUUCCCUGUGCUGUUCCACACUUGCCACUACCUCUGUGGCUUGAAAUGAGCACCAUCAUUAAAGUCUGAAUCACACUGCA